Molecule: messenger RNA, 1002 nt
Organism: Lingula anatina
Lineage: Eukaryota; Metazoa; Brachiopoda; Lingulata; Lingulida; Lingulidae
Product: sulfotransferase 1C4-like
Molecular function (GO): sulfotransferase activity
Source: RefSeq, a predicted model, not a curated record
CAUGCGUACACCAUGGUUGGAACAUGGCAAGGUCGAUAACGCAAGACUACGAGAGUUGGGCGAGGUCCCGCGACCACGAGUUUUCAAAACACACGUGGCUGCGCACCAGCUACCUGAGCAAAUGCGAGAGAAGCACUCAAAGAUGAUACACGUGUUAAGAAAUCCUAAGGAUGUCGCCGUCUCCUACUACCAUUUCUACCGUAUGGAUGCAAGCCUUGGCCGCUUUCCAGGCACGUGGUCUCAGUUCUACGAGAUGUUUAUGGCGGGAAAUGUAGCCCACGGAUCAUGGUUUGAUCAUGUGCUUCAGUUUUGGCGGGAAUUUAAAGAUAACAAAGACGUUCUGUUUCUCCACUACGAAGAUAUGGUUAAAGAUCAUGCUGGGGCAGUUCGAAAGGUUGCCAACUUUCUUGGGAAAUCUUUAAAUGAGAAUGUAGUCGAGGAAAUAGUCAGACGUACUUCUUUCGGAAGUAUGAAACAAAAUCCAGCCACCAAUUUUUCAAAAUUUGAGGUUUUUGACUACUCAGUUUCCCACUUUUAUCGCAAAGGGAAAGUGGGCGACUGGAAAAAUUACUUCCCCGUCCAACAAAAUGACGAAUUUGAUGAAGUCUACCGAGCGAAAAUGGCAGACAGCGGUUUAAGCGUUGACUUUGGCGAGUAACAAGAAGUUGUGAAAUUUGAUAUGGAAUAAGAACUCUCAUAAAGAAAAUGAGAGUACACGUAAAUUCACGGACCUCCUUAACAUACAUAUAUAUUGAUCCUUUAAUUGCAUAUGUUUGGCCAACUUCUGUUUGUGUUUGACCAAAUGCUUUACUGGUACAUGUACUAUCAGCAAGCGAGAGUAACACUUAAUGUAGGGCCAAGUUUGAUUUCUGUCUAUAAUUGUAUUUUUUACUGACUCAAAUUAGGACUACAUGUUAUUCAAAAAUAUACAUACCGAUCUUUGUCAAUAGCAAUGUGAAUAUGUGAAUGUGGUAAUAUAUAUCACAUUUACCCAAAUAAGCA